Molecule: messenger RNA, 1584 nt
Organism: Solanum tuberosum (potato)
Lineage: Eukaryota; Viridiplantae; Streptophyta; Magnoliopsida; Solanales; Solanaceae
Exons: 1
Coding region: 1-1584 (527 amino acids)
Molecular function (GO): calmodulin binding
Source: RefSeq, a predicted model, not a curated record
AUGGCAACAAAGACAAGGGACAUUGCCCCUAUAGUAAAGGGCAAGAGGAGCCCUAGCACAUCCAAGACAAGGUCUCUUGCACACACAAAUGCCAUUAAUCUUAUUGCUUCAAAUAGGAAAAACACCUAUCUCAAGUCCAAAGUUUCUUCUAGUCCUGAGAAAACUCAAGGCAAGAAACCAACACCAUCAACUUAUCCCAACAUUCACCAUAAACAAACCCUAGAUUAUAGAACAUCGAUCGAUAAGCCUCCAUCUAAUUUUGAUAGUACUCAAGUCAAGAAGAAUCCAACAUUGUUGAAUGAUCUCAACAUUGUCCACAAUAAACCAAAUGUAGCUCGAGGAAGUUUGUUCGAUAAUAGGCCUUCUCUACCUUCUAGUCUUGACAAUGUUCAAGCCAAGAAGAUAGCUUCAUCAUCUUCUAGCAUUCAUAAUAAACAAAAUCCAGCUCAAAGAAGAUUAUCGUUUGAUAAUAAGCCUCCUCAAUCUCCUAAUCUUGAUCAUAAUACUCAUGGCAAGAAGAUAGCUAGUGAUACCAACACUCACAAUAAACAAAAUCUAGCUCGAAGGAGAUUGUCUUUCGAUCAUAGGCCUCCCCUAUCGUCUUUUCAUGAUCAUAGUCCUCAAAGCAUGAAACUAGUCCCAAAAAGUGAUCAUAGCAUUCAUAGGAAACAAACUCCAACACGAAGAAGAUUAUCGAUUGAUCAUAAGCCUCCCCUGUCUUCUCCCCAGCUAAAAAGCAGAACAUCCUCUACUCCUAGGGAGAGAGUUCUCAAACCAUCCAUGCCAUCUUCAAGUAAGAAUUCCACUUCUCAUAAACCCCUUUUGAAUAAAUUUCCCAAAACACCUCAUACUAGUACUAAGGAUGUUACUAGAAAACAACAUAGUGUUGGCCUCUAUGCUAAGGCAUUGAACAUGAACAAUACUAUAACCAAGAACCAAGAUAGUGAUAUCAUAGCAAAUAUCGUUCCUCAUGAGGGUAAAGAGGAAGACCAAGAACUAGUGAUUGAAGAUAAUGGAGAGCUAAGUGAAACUGUAAACAUUGAUGAAUACCUCAAGGCUGCAGAAUCAUCCUCAUUAUAUGUUGUGGAAAAUCAAGAAGUCAUCAAGAAUAUGGAAGUAGCAAAAGAAGAACAACUAUUGGUUGACGAAACAAGCAUCAUCGAAAACCAUAAAGAACUAGAAGAAAUCAAGAAUCUUGAGCCUAGUAAUCAUGACAUUGAAGAGAUCGAAAAACAAGAAAACGAGAAUCAAGAAGAGAAAGAGAAAGAUCAAGAAAAUGAAACACCAUUGGAUGAUUGUGAACAAAAGAAAGAUGAGGGAAAAGAAUUGGAUUUGAAGAUUGAUCAAGAAGAAAGUGAAGGAAGAAACAACAAAGAAAAGGAAGAAAACAACAACAAAGUUAGCACAACUACAAUGACAUUUGCAAAGGCUUAUACACAUUUGGUGCAUAAGAAGGAAAUUGUAGUAUCAUCUAAUGAUGUUAUUGAAGAAACAGCAAGUAAACUUAGAGAGCAAAGGAAGAAUAGGGUGAAAGCAUUGGCUAGUGCUUUUGAAACUGUCAUCUCUUUGCAAGAUUCCAAGUGA